GUCCCGGAUCGGGCAAUGGUGACUCGCCGCCAAACUUCUCGGCCGACAUGGCGCACAAGCCAGUCAAGAGCGCGCGCAAACGGCGCACCAGCAUCCCGGAGAAGCCCAACUACCCGCUCAAUCUGUGGAGCAUCAUGAAAAACUCGAUCGGCAAGGAGCUGACCAAAAUCCCUGUGCCGGUGAACUUCUCGGAGCCACUCUCCAUGCUGCAGCGCCUGACGGAGGACUUCGAGUACAGCUAUCUGCUGGACAGGGCGGCCGAGUGCUCCGACUCGUGCGAGCAGAUGUGCUAUGUGGCGGCGUUCACGGUCAGCGCGUACUCCACCACCAGCACGCGCUCUGGCAAGCCGUUUAACCCGCUGCUCGGCGAGACGUACGAGUGCGACCGGCGCGACGACUUCGGCUGGAGGGCCGUCUCCGAACAGGUGUCGCACCAUCCUCCGAUGGUGGCCCAGCACUGCGACGGCCCCGGCUGGGAGUGCUACCAGGAGUUCACCAUGUCGUCCAAGUUCCGCGGCAAAUACCUGCAGGUCAUCCCGCUGGGCAUUUCACACCUGCACUUCCCGAAGACAGGCAACCACUUCACGUGGCGCAAGGUGACCACGACCGUGCACAACAUCAUCGUCGGUCGACUGUGGGUGGACCAGCACGGCGACAUGGAGAUCGUCAACCACAAGACGGGCGACAAGUGCAACCUCAAGUACGUCCCGUACAGCUACUUCUCGCGGGACGUGCUGAGGAAGGUGACGGGCUGCGUGUCGGACGCCAACGGCCAGGUCCGGUGGGUGCUGAUGGGCACCUGGGACCAGAAGAUGGAGUGCUGCAAGGUGCUCAACUCCAACACGUCCGUCAAGGGCAAGCCGGUCAUCGAGACCGGGCCGCCGCGCAUGCUCUGGAAGGCCAACACCUUGCCGUCGGAUGCAGAGAAGUACUACAACUUCAGCCAGCUGGCGAUGGAGCUGAACGAGCCGGAGGAGAACGUGUCUCCGACGGACUGCCGGCUGCGGCCCGACCAGCGGCUCAUGGAGCAGGCGCUCUGGGACGAGGCCAACGAAGAGAAAGUCAGGCUGGAGGAGAAGCAGCGGGCGGCGCGGCGGCGGAGAGAGGCAGAGGCGGAGGCGGCAGCUGCCGAGGGUACGUCAUCAGCCGAUGGCGUCGAGUACAAGGGGUACACACCAUCGUGGUUCCGCAAGGAGCUGGACCCGUACACCAAUCAGUACACGCACAUGUACACGCGUGACUACUGGGACUGCAAGGAGAAGCAGGACUGGUCGCGCUGCCCGGACAUCUUCUAAGCGGCGGUGCCCGCCCGAUUCCCCGGCUGGCGCGCGUGGCCGCCGCCGCCCUGUGAUCUGCGGGGCGCGAGCCCGCUCGUGCGCGCCCGAGGGACGACUGGUCUUC
Molecule: messenger RNA, 1401 nt
Organism: Pollicipes pollicipes
Lineage: Eukaryota; Metazoa; Arthropoda; Thecostraca; Pollicipedomorpha; Pollicipedidae
Product: oxysterol-binding protein 1
Exons: 8
Coding region: 48-1295 (415 amino acids)
Cellular component (GO): cytosol; plasma membrane; perinuclear endoplasmic reticulum
Molecular function (GO): sterol binding
Source: RefSeq, a predicted model, not a curated record